AGUACAAAAAUUUUUUAUAAGUUUUGAAAAUGGGUGAUACGAAAUCAGACGUGCAUACUUGGAUAAGUGAUUUUUUAGAACAACGAAACAUCUUUCAAUAUAAAGUAGACGUAGCCGGAAAAGCUAACAAAGGAGAUGGCUAUUUAGGGGAAGUAACUUUCGUCAAAAUAUCUACGUUUACAGAUAGAAUAUAUCACUUAGCGAUAAAAUCAGCUAUGCAAAGUGUACAACUCAGAAAACAGGCACCUAUCGAAGAGAUAUUUCAAAGAGAAAUGUAUGUAUAUACUGUCAUUAUGCCUGCUUUUGCACAAUUCCAAAAGGAAAAGGAGGUAGAAUAUAUUUUUGAUAAUUUUCCAAGAUGUUAUGGAAUCUACAACAAAGACAGAAAAGAAGCUAUACUAUUACAAAAUAUGAAAUCCCUCAAAUACGAUAUCCAUGACAGAAAAACACCUCAAAAUCUCGAUCACGUAUUUUUUGUUUUCAAAAACUAUGCCCGAUAUCACGCUCUAUCCAUUGCAAUGAAACGUCAACAACCUGAAGUGUUCCAAAAUCUGACCAAGAACAUGACGGAUAUUCUUUCGUACUUUGUGACUAAAGCUGGCAUGGUUCCUGGAAUAUGCAACGACUUCGAAUUGGCUCGUGAGCUUCUUAAAGAGGUCGAUCCAGUAGCAUUUAGAAAGCUGGACUUUAAUAAGAAUGAUAUCGAGAGGGCUCUAUGCAAAGCUAGUGAUUUGCCUGAUGGGUUGUCUGUGAUACUUCAUGGUGAUUGUUGGAAUAAUAACAUGAUGUUUGCUUAUGAGAACGAAGACAAAUCCCUACCCUCCAACAUAGCGUUCAUCGAUUUUCAGUUGAGCAGCAUGGGAUCUCCUAUAUGUGAUUUAUCCUUCUACCUCUACACUGUGGCAGACGAAUCCGUACUACAGUAUUUUGACGUGAUUUUAGAAUCCUACCAUUGCCACCUCACAAAUUUUCUUUUGGAAAUGGGCGAAACAAACGCAGGCGUUACAUUGCAAGACUUAAGACGCCACUGGUUUCUGUAUGGCAAAUUCGGCAUAGCCAUUGCUCCCUUUAUUCUGAAGAUCGAGUUAUCUGACUCAGAUGAAGUGACAGAUUUAGUGCAAGGUGCCGAAAGUGGAAAUAUUGGAGAUGCCUUUAAGGUGGAGUUAAAAAAUAAGGACGUGUAUAACUAUAGAGUUAAAAGUGUCUUAACACACUAUGCAUCGUUCAUUGACAAAUAAACACAUACAUCUUUUGAGUAAACCUAUCUUGAAUUUUAGAUAUUAUUUAUUAAUUAUAACUUUAAAUUCACUCAUACUAGAACAAUUCCAUGUAAUUAUUUAACUUUAUAAAGGCAUCAAAACUUGUAUACAUAUAAACUUUUAUUAAAAAUGUAAUUUAAAUUAAAAUGAUA
Sitophilus oryzae (rice weevil) is the source of this 1411-nucleotide messenger RNA. RefSeq lists its product as uncharacterized. The record is from RefSeq and is a predicted model, not a curated record. Bases 30 to 1238 code for a protein of 402 amino acids. Lineage: Eukaryota; Metazoa; Arthropoda; Insecta; Coleoptera; Curculionidae. The transcript is spliced from 2 exons.